Messenger RNA from Impatiens glandulifera, 1598 nucleotides. Its product is annotated as beta-D-glucosyl crocetin beta-1,6-glucosyltransferase-like. Gene Ontology annotation, molecular function: UDP-glycosyltransferase activity. NCBI's taxonomy places the organism in Eukaryota, Viridiplantae, Streptophyta, Magnoliopsida, Ericales, Balsaminaceae. The coding region runs from base 105 to 1481 and encodes 458 amino acids. The record is from RefSeq and is a predicted model, not a curated record. The transcript is spliced from 2 exons.
CUUCCUCUCUCUCAAUCUCUCAAAUGUUCUUCUAACUUAAAAAUUCUUACCCAUCUACUUUCUAUUGAUUCACCAAAGCUUGCUGUAACUGAGAAUCAAUUCAAAUGGAGACGAAGAAGCCAUGCUUGAAUGUUGUAAUGGUCCCAUGGUUAGCCCAUGGCCAUAUCUCACCUUACUUAGAGCUUGCCAAAAGACUUUCCAACAAAAACCUCCAAAUCUAUCUAUGCUCAACUCCGAUCAAUCUGAGCUCUAUAAGGAAAAGGGUGACCCAGAAAUACUCUCAUUCGAUCAAACUCAUUGAAUUCCAUAUCCCAUCUCAACCAGACCUUCCUGAUCCCAGUUUCCACUCAACUAAUGGCCUCCCACUUCACCUCAACUCAGUUCUCAAAACAGCCAUGGAUAUGGCCAGUCCAUCUUUCAUUGAAAUCAUUAAAACCCUGAAACCAGACAUACUCAUUUAUGACUUCCACCAAGAAUGGGCCUCAAUUGCUGCAGCAACAAUUGGGAUACCAGCAGUUCAGUUCAUCACCUCUAGCGCUUCCAUCAUCUGUUAUUUCCGCCAAAAACCUCUGAAAGAGGACGAUGACUUCCCUUAUCCCAUCAUUAGUCUUCGGGGAACUUACUGGAACCAGAAAUGUCAAGAAAUGGUAAAACGGAGAAAUCAAGCUCGGAGUGGAGAAACAUCAGUACCACACUGUUGUGAGAUAAUAUUCGUGAAGACUUUUGGAGAAAUUGAAGGGAAAUACAUUGAGUUUGGAUCAAAACUAUUAGGCAGAAAGAUAGUCCCCACAGGUCCGUUGGUUCAAGAACCAGAAGAAGUUGAAGAAGAAGAAAACGGUGAAGAUGAUAAGGAGAUCAUGAAGUGGCUUAACAAGAAAGAGAAAUCAUCAACAGUGUUUGUGUCAUUUGGAACAGAGAAGUUUCUAUCGAGUGAGGAAAGGGAAGAAAUAGCAAAAGGGUUGGAGCUAAGCAUGGUGAAUUUCAUUUGGGUGCUUAGAUUUUCUCUUGAUGAGAAGAUUUCAAUUGAAGAAGCAUUACCCAAUGGCUUCCUUAAAAGAGUAGGAGAUAGAGGGCUUGUAGUUGAUAAAUGGGCUCCCCAAGCUAGAAUCUUGGUGCACCCAAAUAUUGGAGGAUUUGUAAGCCAUUGUGGAUGGGGUUCUACAAUGGAGGCUAUGACAUUUGGAAUCCCAAUUGUGGCUAUACCCAUGAACAUAGACCAACCAAUGAAUGCAAGGCUUGUGGAGGAGAUUGGUGUGGGGUUGGAAGUUAAUAGAGAUGAUAAUGGAGGGUUUAGUGGUGAAGAGAUUGCACAUUUGAUAAGGGAAGUCAUAGUUGGUGAUGAAGAUGGGAAUAAGAUUAAGAAUAAAGCAAGAGAAAUGAAACACAAAAUCAAAAGUAAAGGAGAAGAAGAUAUUGAUGGUGUUGUGGAAGAAUUGUACAAGCUUCACAAGAAGAAUAUUCAUGGGAAAAACAUGGAUUGAUAUUCAAAGUUGAGUUGAAAUUUAUUAUUAUCUUUUUUUUUUUUGGAAGUAAGAUUGAGCUUGAAGAUCUAGUAGAAUUUGUUGAAGUAAAGUUAAUGAAAUUAGUUAAAUAAAAAA